This is a messenger RNA of Cornus florida, 1802 nucleotides long. RefSeq lists its product as uncharacterized. The transcript has 8 exons. The coding region runs from base 612 to 1364 and encodes 250 amino acids. Gene Ontology annotation, molecular function: ubiquitin-protein transferase activity; zinc ion binding. NCBI's taxonomy places the organism in Eukaryota, Viridiplantae, Streptophyta, Magnoliopsida, Cornales, Cornaceae. The record is from RefSeq and is a predicted model, not a curated record. Gene Ontology annotation, cellular component: membrane. Gene Ontology annotation, biological process: protein ubiquitination.
CAAUUUUAUUUGGAUGGAAUGGUCAGAAAUUGUCCUAAGUUGGCUUUUGAGCAAAUUUUCACCAGUGUUUUUUAAUCCUUUCUGUUGGGGGAAAUCCAAACGGCAAAAACGGUGAAGUAAAAAGGAAUCGUGGCGGUCGUGAGUUGCUUUGCCGUUAGAAUCUCACUUCUUUUUCAUUUCCCUCUCUCUCUCUCUCUCUCUCUCUCUAUACAUAUACAAGGCUAUAUAUAUAUAUAUAUAUAUAUAUAUAUAUAUAGUAGUACAGAAAUCACAAGCAACAGAACAUACAUAAAGGCAAGAAAAAGUUUGUUUGAAAUUGAAGGCCCCGAAACUAAAAUACGAUAAUUCGUAUGAUUUCCUUUUCUAUGACUCGUAUACAAAUUGAGUGAUGAUAACGACGACACUUGAUCUCUUGCUUCAUUCCAAAACAGGGUUUUCUACGAAGAAAGGAAGCCCGGGUGGAGAGAGAAAGUUAGAGAUGGAGCUUUCUUAGCUUGCAGUUAUCCGAUCCCCUUCUUGAAUAUUGUUGACAGAAAGAGGGCUAAUUCAUUACAUUGUGGACUUUGGAUUCAUUUUAUUCAGCUUCUUACAAGCUAUAAAUUAAUUUGAGAAUGGGAGAUCAUUUUGUAUUGCUGGUGGAUCGUUUGCUCACUGAAUCCACUUUGGAAGCUGCAAUCGAGAGCAGGAACCCGUCGAAGCAAUCGACAGCCUCGGUAAUGGAUGAAAUGAUAAUUGAUUGCGAUUCACAAGGCAUUGACUCUGCGAAUGAUUUGACUCCAAGGAAAAUAGUGGAGUGCAGGAUAUGCCACGAUGAGGAUCAAGAUUCGAAUAUGGAAACGCCUUGCUCUUGCUGUGGCAGCUUGAAGUAUGCUCAUCGCAGAUGUGUACAAAGGUGGUGCAACGAGAAGGGUGACACUGUCUGUGAGAUAUGCCACCAGCAAUACAAACCAGGUUAUACAGCACCGCCUCCUAUGUUUCAAUAUGGCGGCAUUCCACUGAAUUUCAGGGGAAAUUGGGAGAUUGACAGAAGUGAUCCGAAUAAUCCUCGAAUUAUAGCAAUGGUUUCAGCUGACCGCAAUUUUCUUGAUCCUGAGUAUGAUGAGUACGAGGCUUCUACAACAAGAAGUUUGAUGUGCUGUCGUUCAGUCGCCAUAAUUGUACACUCUCUCUCUCUCUCUCAAGUUUAUGGUUCUUCUGAUUUUACGGCAUACACUUCCCCUUAUAGUCAGCGGAGCAGAAGGGUACUCUUUCCCAUUGAUCUUGUUGUUAGUUUUGCGAACUUCUGGGAUCAUUGUACCAAUCUACAUUAUGAUGAAGGCAGUGAAUAUCAUCCAGCAUCGCAGACGCCAAGUGGUGUCUCGUAAUGGUUCACUUGCAUCAUCUGAUGAUGAAGAAAUUGGGCCACCAACUCCACAGCGCCAACCUCAUAUCAUCCAUGUUCACUAAAAUUGAAUUUUGGUGCUGCACUCUUAAGUAAUGCCACGAUCAACGUCAAUUUGACAUAUCAAGUUCGCUUUCUGUUCAACACCACUGUGCAAUUUCUAGCAACUACAAUCUAAGUUUGUGAUAGUAAAGGAGGAUUAAGGUGAAAAAGAAGAAGAACCAAGAGUGGUCCAACGCUUACCAGAAUACUACUAUUUUUCUGGUUUGCAAUUUAUGAUGCAAGUUCUUAGGUGCAUAUGUAUAUUACUUUGCAAUCCUGGAAAAUAUAUGUUCAAUCAGAAUAUAUCCUACUGUGUAGAUACAUGAACAUUUACCAAUACAAGGAAUACAAAACAAGCAAUCAUAUAUCUUUAAUGUUA